AUGGAUGCACGAAGCAAACACAGGUUUUUUCUAACGUGUUUCGUAUUUUGUACCAUUUUGACCAAAACGACACUGGCGGGAAAGUUUUCGCGGUUUCGACAGACCGACGUUUCACGCAAUUACCUAACCAGUGUACCGUGCACGUGUGCAAUAUUUCUCACCGGUCAAUUUAAUCGUUUCAAUCGCACGGAACAACCAAAGGGAAACCCCGGAAUCCAGCUUGAGUUGAUGCAACAUUUCCCAUGUACGACGUCCGGAAACAAACAGUGCUCAAACAAGUGUUUGGACUCGAUCGUGAAACAUCUGCCCAACUCACAAAAUGUGAUCUGUGCAACAAUUGAUCGCGAUUGCUUUCGAGAGCGAGCUUAUUUGUUCUAUCAAAACUGCACCCCUCGAUGGGUGAACAGUAAUAUUUCUGCCGGUAGAGAAUUUUGCUGCCAAAACGACGAACCGAUGCGAUGCAACUUGAUGGCGGAACUGAUACGACAAUCGUUACUACGCGAAGAAACUAGCAAUUCAACUGAGGCCAGUUCUGAGAAUAUAUCAGAAUAGUGAUAUGUGUUAGGAGGAGAUAGAUGAAUAAACAUGAU
Molecule: messenger RNA, 590 nt
Organism: Anopheles nili
Lineage: Eukaryota; Metazoa; Arthropoda; Insecta; Diptera; Culicidae
Gene: Fcp3C
Product: follicle cell protein 3C-1
Exons: 1
Coding region: 1-552 (183 amino acids)
Source: RefSeq, a predicted model, not a curated record